CUGCGAGAUCACUGCGCAUCUAGCAACGCGUUGUUGGUGACGUUUUUAACCCGGGACUCUUGAAUUCUCAAAUUAACAUACUUUCAAAGGCUGGAAUUUGAAUUUAGAUUGUAGAGAGAGAGAAAAACUCGACGCAGUCGAAGAUUGAAAUAAUGAAUUUGAGAAUGUAGGGGUUUACAAGGAACGCCCCAUCAAGCACUGAAUUCGAGAUGUCAAUGGAUAUGGCAAAUGUAUCCAUUAUACAUUCAGACAAUCCAUAUGACAGCUUCAUGAGAAAACAUUUGCAGUACUAUGGCUACUACAAAGAAGAUUGUAAUAAUGUUCAAAAAAAGAAUAAACAAUAUAAGAAACAAGAUGAGGAGGAAGAUGAGGAAGAAGAAGAAAUGGAAGAAAACAGAGAGAGUGUUGAAGCUAGACGGGUAGAAUCUUUACAAUUAAAUGAUGAUAACAGUUUCAAUAAUGCUUCCAAUGCAUCUACACUUUUCAACAAGUUCAGAAAUGGAAUACAAGGAACAACACAACUCAUUUCAACACAAGCAGAAGGGAAAAUGAUUCUCAAACUUCAGGAACCUCGUGGUUUACAUUUUAUGUCACAGUUAUUAGGUGCUCAGAGUGAAGCUCGAUGGCCACGUGGACUUGAAGUCAAAACUAGUCAUAUCCGACAUUUAUGUAUUGUACCAGUCAAUCCUGAACCUUUCUAUCAACAAACUGGGUUAGAAGAUAUGCCAAGGGUUAGAAGUAAUUUCAAAGCCAAUAAAGUUGUUUUUGAAAAUAAAAGAAUGCUGAAUGCUGACGCCCUGCCUUGCGAUCCAGAAACUUCCGAUUUCACCAACAACUAUCAGAACGUAACCUAUUUAGCUGCAGCAGAAUUACAGUUUGAAUCAAGGUUCGAAAGUGGAAACCUUGCCAGAGCUAUUAGGGUAGGAGAUAAUGACUAUGAGCUAUAUCUUCAUUGUGACCUCUACACAAGGAGUCACACUCAAUGGUUUUAUUUCCAAGUGGCCAAUACUAGAAAAAAUGUGCCAUACAGAUUUACCAUAGUUAAUCUUAUGAAGAGUACCAGUCUCUAUAAUUAUGGAAUGAAGCCUUUGAUGUACAGUGAAAAGUCAGCUGCUAAUCUUAUUCGUCCAAUUGGCUGGCAAAGGAUUGGAUACAAUAUCAAAUACUAUAAAAGCCAUCUCAAUGCUGACGAUUCAUCGCAAAGAAAAUCAUCUUAUAGUUUGACGUGGACUUUCAAGUUUCCAUACAGUUACGACACUGUCUAUUUUGCCCACAGCUACCCAUACACAUAUUCAGACCUGCAGGAAUACCUGUUCAAGUGUGCCAAUAAUCCAAAGAUAUCCAAAUUCUUCAACAUACGAAUCCUCUGCAGAUCUCUAGCAGGAAAUAACAUCUAUAUUUUGACUGUAACAAAUCCUAUAUCAGACACAGCUCAGAUGAAGACCAAGAAAGCUGUGUUUGUAACAUCUCGUGUCCACCCUGGAGAAAGCAAUGCCAGUUGGGUGAUGAAAGGAUUUCUAGAUGUUUUGAUAGCGGAUUCAGAGUAUUCAAAUCUGCUGAGAGAAAUGUUUGUCUUUAAAAUCAUACCCAUGCUGAAUCCUGAUGGUGUCAUUGUUGGAAACUACCGUUGUUCCUUGUCGGGUCGUGAUCUAAAUAGAAACUACAAGUCUACGUUGGAAGGCCAAUUUCCUACGAUUGGGAAUAUCAUCAGUAUGGUGAAAAAGUUACUAACCAAACUGGAGGUUGUUAUGUAUUGCGAUUUUCAUAGUCACAGCCGAAAACACAAUGCGUUUUAUGGUUGUAAGAAACGUGGAAGGAAAGAAAGGAAACUAGUCCAAGAAAAGGUUUUCCCAUAUCUGCUUGCUAAAAAUACACCCGAUCAUUUCCUGUUUAGUUCUUGCAAAUUUAAAGUUCAACGGAGCAGAAAACGCACAAGUCGUGUAAUUAUGUGGAAACUUGGCAUCAAAAAUAGCUUUACGUUUGAGGUUUCUUGUUGUGGUUCUACUAUUGGAGAGAAAAGAGGCUUCCACUUCAACACUCGUGAUUAUGAACUGCUAGGAGUAUCUUUCCUCCAUACUCUUCUUGAUUAUGUUAACUUAGAUAAAUUUCAGAUAAACUGUUUGUUUGACGAACUUAAAAAUACACUGAAAAAGGAAGAACUGAAGAAAGAAGAAAAGGAAUUGUGUGCAGGAGACCACCCAACCUCUGAAGACGAAGAUGAAGAUGAAGACGUGGAAGAGGAAGAGGAAGAUGAAGAUGAAGAUGAAGAAGAAGCAGAGGAAGAAGAAGGAGAAGAAGAGGAAGAAGAAGAAGGAACUAAGUUAUUUGAAUCUAGUGAUGGUUCUGACAGCUCAGAUUCAGACGAACCUUCCGAUGAUCAUCCAUCCCAUAUGCAACUGUUAAGCAAUAAGAAUAGUAACUCUGAUAUCAGAAAACCUGAACUGGGUGAGUUAGUUAAAUAUUCCAAGACAAGUGAUUUGAAUUUAAGCAAGUCUCAGACUUCAAGACAGUUGUCAUUGGAGGACAGUAGAAAUUACUUCGAAUAUCUAACAAAGGAAUUUGAAGAUAACACGCUGCUUCCCAGAAAAACUCUUGCACUAAAUAACCGACAGAUAGGCAAGAACCGUAUUUUAUUAUGCAAUAGGUCUACUGAACAGGCACCUGGCCUUCACGUUAUUGGAAGAGGACAAGAUCAAAGUCAAAAAAACACUCUGAAAUCAAUUAAUAUUGGUUUCAAAUUUUGGAACAAGGCCAGCAAUUUCAAGAAAGAGGACGGUUUAAUAAACAAUAUACUUUGGAGAAAUAUCAAAGUAACAUCCCCCGGCAAACUAAUUAUGAACAGAAGCAAUAUGCCACUGUCGAAAGCUUCUUCCAAACUGCUUAGUCAAAAUGGAGAUGAGAGGCAUACACCAUUGCGACUCUUUGGCAGCAGUCUUAUUAAAGAAGUAUCAGAGAAUUUGAGUUUAAGAUCCAGAAGUUUUCUAACCCCAACAAAUAAGAAAUACUUAGAUCUUAAUCAGGCCUUGAUGAACCCAUCAUUCAGAAAACCAACUCUUCCUUUAAAUUUUGAUGUCACAAUAUCUCCAAUAACUUCUAAAAAGAUUCUCUACAACAAAACUGAUGACAAUUUAUCAUCAUAUAACAUGAGACACUUGGGUUUCUUAAAGUGAAAAAUGUAUAAAGUUUAUCAAAAAAAA
Messenger RNA from Octopus sinensis (East Asian common octopus), 3197 nucleotides. RefSeq names its product cytosolic carboxypeptidase 2-like. The record is from RefSeq and is a predicted model, not a curated record. Gene Ontology annotation, molecular function: metallocarboxypeptidase activity; zinc ion binding. Gene Ontology annotation, biological process: proteolysis. Lineage: Eukaryota; Metazoa; Mollusca; Cephalopoda; Octopoda; Octopodidae.